AUGAUAUCUUCCCUCGCGUUGCUGCUGCUUCAGGGCGCCAGUACGCUACCACAACCUCAUUGGCCGAGUACCUUUGUAGCGGACUACGUCUCCGACGACAAGCACACCACAGGCUACUACGCCAGCGACACAAGCCCCGGCGUUGGGGCGUCGCGCAUCACUUUCGAAGAUGGUAGCGGAGAUCACUUGUGCUCGUACUACCACACCAAGACGCCCUGUGAACAGCUGACAACGGGAGGCUUCCGGUACCUCUACUUCCCGAACCUGCCAGACUGCUGCAAGUGCUGCACAUAUGCCACGGGAUCGUACCUGUGCGGAGGGCCCGUCGGGCCUCGAUGGAUGAGCAACGCCACGGGCAACCUCAUCUACGAGGGCAAGGAGGUGAUUCUCGGUCGUGCGUGCCACAAGUGGGGCAUCCAGGGCAUCUUCCCCACCCACAUGAACUACUACUUUCAGGAUGUGGAGACCGGCCUGCCAUGCGGACUCGACGGCUACAACUACUUGAGGACUCCAGAUGAGCCGGCUGAUGACCAAUACCUCUUCAAGGUUGGGUCUGUCAACUUGACCGUCCCCCACUCGACCUUUGACGUUCCACAGUUGUGCAAAGCUGCCAGAUAUUGCGGUGGCAAAGUUUGUGCGGCCGGGCCAGACGUUCGACAAUUUGUUUGA
Molecule: messenger RNA, 669 nt
Organism: Symbiodinium natans
Lineage: Eukaryota; Dinophyceae; Suessiales; Symbiodiniaceae
Source: the annotation of a GenBank genome assembly